This is a messenger RNA of Prunus armeniaca (apricot), 627 nucleotides long. Lineage: Eukaryota; Viridiplantae; Streptophyta; Magnoliopsida; Rosales; Rosaceae. The record is from the annotation of a GenBank genome assembly.
AUGGCUCCCGUUUCGGCACUCGCCAAGUACAAGCUCGUCUUCUUGGGGGACCAGUCCGUCGGCAAAACCAGCAUCAUCACUCGCUUCAUGUACGACAAGUUCGACAACACGUAUCAGGCUACCAUCGGCAUUGAUUUUCUGUCAAAGACAAUGUACCUUGAAGAUCGAACUGUUCGAUUGCAGCUCUGGGAUACUGCUGGGCAGGAAAGGUUCAGGAGUCUCAUUCCAAGCUAUAUCAGGGAUUCCUCUGUGGCAGUCAUUGUAUAUGAUGUUGCAAGCAGGCAGUCAUUCCUAAACACUUCCAAGUGGAUUGAAGAGGUUCGCACUGAGCGGGGAAGUGAUGUUAUCAUUGUACUUGUUGGAAACAAAACAGAUCUUGUAGACAAAAGGCAAGUUUCCAUAGAGGAAGGAGAAGCCAAAGCUCGUGAGCUCAAUGUUAUGUUCAUCGAAACUAGUGCCAAGGCUGGCUUCAAUAUCAAGGCACUGUUCCGAAAGAUAGCAGCUGCCUUGCCUGGCAUGGAAACACUUUCUUCGACGAAGCAAGAGGAUAUGGUUGAUGUGAACCUCAAGUCAUCCAAUGCAAAUUCAUCACAGUCACAGGCACAGUCGGGCGGAUGUGCUUGUUAA